Messenger RNA from Podarcis muralis (Common wall lizard), 1484 nucleotides. RefSeq names its product MIS18 kinetochore protein A (gene MIS18A). The record is from RefSeq and is a predicted model, not a curated record. Gene Ontology annotation, cellular component: chromatin; nucleus; chromosome, centromeric region. NCBI's taxonomy places the organism in Eukaryota, Metazoa, Chordata, Lepidosauria, Squamata, Lacertidae. Gene Ontology annotation, biological process: chromosome segregation; CENP-A containing chromatin assembly.
CGCGUUGCAUCUGUUAUUUCCGGCGGAGGGGAGGGGGCGCGGCGCGGGCGGCUUUGAAAGAGAAUGGCGGCGCACCCGGGGGAAGACAGCUCUCUCCCGUUGACGGAGGCGUCCCCUGGCAGCCCGGGGCCCGGAGAGGAAGCGGGGUCCGAGGAGCUGCCCAUGGUGUUCCUGUGCGCUGGCUGCAAGCGGCCCGUAGGAGACACGCUCGGCUGGGAGUUCAACGACGAGGACACCAACUGCAUCUUGCUGAAGAAUGUUACGCUCAAUGUUUCAGUGGACAAGGAACAAAAACUUUCAAGCCGAGCAGGCGAAUAUGGCUGCAUGCUUGAAACCUUGUUUUGCACUGGGUGCAACAUGACCCUUGGAAGCAUUUACAGAUGCACUCCGAGACAUCUGGAUUAUAAACGAGAUUUAUUUUGCUUAAAUGUUGACGCUCUUGAAAGUUAUACCCUAGGGUCCUCGGAACAAAAAGCUGAAAUUGAUGAAGAGCCUCUAACGCUUGAAAGUCGAGCUAGUUUAGAAGAGUCACUAGGAAGGGCAGAAACGAUUUUGAAGGCAUUGGAGCAACGAUUAUCUGUAGUUGAAUCAAGUUUUGCAUCUCUUCACAACAUUGGCUGAAUAAUUAUUAUUGAUAUUACUAAUAAUAUUGACACUUGAGUUUGAAGUAUGUUGAAUCACUGCUGGAGUUGUCUGGUUAAAAAGAAGUGUUUCCCAGUGUCCUAGAGGUUGAAAAUGCAGACACCUGAGAAAGGAGAAUACUAAUGGAAAGCCAGACAUCCUUUGGAAAUUCUGGUCAUGAAUGUUGUUGGUUUUUUUAAAAAAAAAAUCUUUUUUUAUUCUCAUCUUUUCUAAAUCACUGAAAUGCAAAUAUUGUUCUCAAUAUUCUCUUGUACCUUUUUUGGUUUUAUAUUUUGAUUUAUAUUUCUUUCAUGAUUUUUCACAUUGCUUUUGGCAGAUUAGGAGCAAGUGUGGCUAACCUGCUUUUUCUGAAGAAGAAUGGCAGCAGUAGUGUGUUAGCUGCUUAAUAGAUCAAUGGAAUAACACUUUCAUUUAUAGUAGCAGCUGUUUAGUCUUCUAUUAGUUGUGGGUACUGAUAUAAUGAGCAGUGUUGGCUGAGCCUACAUCUGUGGAACUUGUUAGCUUGUUUAAAUGAUUUAAUUGUUAAUGUUUAUAUUCCUGCCUUCCAAGAAUUAGGUUUAAAUUUCACAGAAGAUGCUAGCAGUGGCCUGAUGAGAAUUUCAAAAGUUAAAAAGGAGCAAGUGAUACUUUGACUGUAUUGUCUUUUUUGUAAAUAAAAUAAUAAAAUAUGAUAGAACUCUGCUUCAGUUUUAUAACUGUAUUGUGUACAAGUUAUUUAGAGAGAUUUGAUUCCUAGUACUGUGACACUUGAAUACAUGUAAAUAGUGCUGUAAACGUUUCAUUAAAAAAUUUCUACAGCUGAACUGGAAUUUAAAACUGUUCAGUAAAAGUGUUUUAUUGCA